AUGAAUCUUAAGAAUUUGAAAGAAAUUAUCACGGACUUUACUAAAGAGAAAAAAUCUUGCAAUUGCCAUAGAAAAAAAAAAAAAAAUUGCAGUUUCAUCAAUCCCAGCAAACUUUGCAUCAUCCACAAAGAGGCGUUUAUUUUCCGCACUGAACUCAAAGCUCAAAGCACAUUCCUAUUCAAGUGCAUCGUCCAUGUAUCUUUCAUCCAGCAAAUAUACGAGGUUGUCGAAUUUGGUUAUGCAUUUUUUGCGAAUCGUAAACUUAUAACUGUCUUCUCAGCUGCACGAUAUCACGAAGAUCUUUGUAAUUUUGCUGCUGUUGUCGUUAUAGAUAGCCAUUUGGAAUUAUCAUUUCUACAACUUAAGCCAAGCGAAUAUGAACAAUAA
Messenger RNA from Brugia pahangi, 387 nucleotides. NCBI's taxonomy places the organism in Eukaryota, Metazoa, Nematoda, Chromadorea, Rhabditida, Onchocercidae. The record is from the annotation of a GenBank genome assembly.